Molecule: messenger RNA, 1195 nt
Organism: Malania oleifera
Lineage: Eukaryota; Viridiplantae; Streptophyta; Magnoliopsida; Santalales; Ximeniaceae
Product: ras-related protein RABF2a
Exons: 7
Coding region: 307-903 (198 amino acids)
Molecular function (GO): GTP binding; GTPase activity
Source: RefSeq, a predicted model, not a curated record
UUGAAACGUACGCUUGGCACAAUAUUUUUUGUUGGCACAAUAUUUUUUGUUUUGGUAAAAAACUUACGAAAAACUUGUUUUUCUUUCGUGAUUAUUGUGUGCUUCUCUGGUAUUUGUACGAGUGCCAGUGCGAGUGCGCGUGAGAGAGAGAUAGAGAGAGAGAGGUUGGUUGAGGUUGAUCCAUUGUCUUCGAGUUGCAUCAAUCCCUCCUCCCUCUCAACGGCAAUCUGAUAGAACAAUGUAAUUAUUGUCAAUAUAUAAUUAUCAUUCUUUGUUUUUCUGAUCGAAGUUCGAAGAAUUAACGUCAUGGCAACCAGCGGAAACAAGAACAUCAAUGCUAAAUUGGUGCUUCUUGGUGACGUUGGAGCUGGAAAAUCUAGUCUAGUGCUGCGCUUUGUUAAAGGGCAGUUUGUUGAAUUUCAGGAAUCAACCAUAGGCGCCGCUUUUUUCUCACAAACUUUGGCUGUCAAUGAUGCAACUGUAAAAUUUGAAAUUUGGGAUACAGCAGGUCAAGAGAGAUAUCAUAGCUUGGCUCCAAUGUACUAUAGGGGAGCUGCAGCUGCAAUAGUUGUGUAUGACAUGACAAACCAAGCCUCAUUCCAUCAGGCAAAAAAAUGGGUUCAAGAGCUUCAAGCACAAGGUAAUCCAAAUAUGGUGGUGGCACUCGCUGGUAAUAAAGCAGAUUUGUUGGAUGCAAGGAAGGUGACAACAGAGGAAGCUCAAGUGUAUGCUCAGGAAAAUGGUCUUUUCUUUAUGGAAACCUCUGCAAAAACCGCAUUAAAUGUCAAUGAUAUUUUCUAUGAAAUAGCAAAAAGACUGCCUCGAGUUCGGCCAGAGCAGAACCCAUCCGGAAUGGUUCUGAUGAAUAACAGGUCGACGGAGAUGGCAUCCUGUUGUUCUUGAGCUGUUCCAUCAAUACCCGACCGUCCCAUUUUACUCCCCAGUGUUCUGCCGAUGAGGAAUUGUCGUAUCAUUCAUUCAGAAACCGUACAUGACCAUUUAGAUGCUCUAUAUGAUGGUACUUGGGAAUUGAGAUAGUCGUUUUGUGUGAACUACAUUGUGCAAGUGAAACAAAGUCCCUAUGGUAUAUAUAUGGAUUGUAUUAGGAUGCAUUAAACGGUCUUAUUAUGGUAUGUACGAAAUUAUCUUGUUUAUUGAUGAUAAGAAGGUAAAAAGUAAUGACUCAUUUUGGGUC